Apis cerana (Asiatic honeybee) is the source of this 753-nucleotide messenger RNA. Its product is annotated as protein lethal(2)essential for life. The record is from RefSeq and is a predicted model, not a curated record. NCBI's taxonomy places the organism in Eukaryota, Metazoa, Arthropoda, Insecta, Hymenoptera, Apidae. Gene Ontology annotation, biological process: response to heat; protein refolding. Gene Ontology annotation, cellular component: nucleus; cytoplasm.
AUGUCUUUGAUUCCAUUGCUGUUCUCUGAUUGGUGGGAAGACCUGGAUCGUCCACAUCGAUUACUUGAUCAAAAUUUUGGUUUGGGAAUAUAUCCCGAACAAUUAUUGAAUUCAAACAUUCUCGAUCAAUAUAUCUUACCCAAUCGUAAUCAAAGAUUAAGAAAUCCAUUGAUAUAUUAUAGACCUUGGGGUGAACUUCUGCGAAAAAAUGAAGGAGGAGGCACAUCAACCGUGAAAGCGGAUAAAGAUAAGUUCCAAGUAAUUUUGGAUGUUCAGCAAUUUAAACCAGAUGAAAUUAAUGUCAAAAUCGUCGACAAGUGUGUUGUCGUCGAGGGUAAACAUGAAGAAAAACAAGAUGAGCAUGGUUGGAUUUCGAGACAAUUCACCAGGAGAUAUAUGAUUCCUGAGCAAUGCGAUAUUGAUCAAGUAACAUCUAGUUUAUCAUCGGAUGGUGUAUUGAACAUCACUGCACCUAGGAAGGAGCAACCAAAGAUCCAGAGCGAAAGGAAUAUAACUAUCGAGCAGACGGGUAAACCGGCAUUGAAGGAGAACACGGAGGAGAAGAAAGAAGAGAAGAAAGAAGAGAAGAAAGAAGAAAAUUAGAAUCUGAAAAUAUGUUGAAUUAUUGAUAAUAUUGUGUUCCUGCUUCUUACUGCUUUCAUAUUUCUUAAAAUUUAUUUUGUCAUUUAUUUAAUUCGAUUUUUGUAAUAUAGAUUAAAAAUUUUUUUAAAAUAAAUAUUCGAUAAAAUAUAA